ACAGAAAUCAGGGAACAGAUUUAUUACAAAACAUAGAAACCCCGAAGCGCCACAUUUUUGGAUCAGGCGUGACUGUAACAGGGACAUUGCUGGACCUUCCCCUGCGGAUCAGAACACUCCGGUACCUCAGAGAUACAGGGAAUCCUGAGGGGAAAUAGAGAACCAAUGAGAGAAUUCCCUCCAUGACUGGAGCUGGGGAACCAACCAAUCCCGGGGCCCCAUGUGUGACUGACGCAACAAAUGAACCAAUCGUUACAAUGUGGGGCGGGUUCUGGCGCCAUUACAGACACCCCAUGCUCAGGCCGGCGGGUCCCACAGAUGGAGGUGGAGGGGGCACUGAAGCUGGUGGGGGAAAUGGGAAUCUAUCAGAUCUACCUCUCCUUCCUAUUGGCUGUACUGCUGCAGCUUUACUCUGCCACAGAAGCCAUCAUUAUAACCAUACUGGGGGCCACCCCCCCAUACCACUGGAUGAAUGACAGCCUUACAGCCAAUGGCAGCCGGGGGAAGCAAUAUGGGAGCCAAUUACCUGCAGAGGGAGAACAUGGACAUGUGGUCUUUGAUGGAAACUUUACCUCCAUUGUGUCAGAGUGGUUCCUAGUGGGAGGGGCCGCGUACGAGGUCAGUGUGUCCAGCUCGGUGUAUUUCGGAGGAGUUCUCAUCGGGGUGAUCAGCUUUGGGCAACUGUCGGACCGGUUUGGUAGGAAGCCGGUGUAUGUGACGGGUUUGGCCCUGGAGGUGGUAUUUGCCGUGAUGAACGCACUGACCCCCAUAUUCCCGCUGUUCCUGCUGACGCGGUUUCUCGUAGGAGUCAUGAAUGGCGGCAUGUCGCUCGUGGCCUUUGUCCUGCUCAAUGAAUGUAUUGGUGCCUCCUACUGGGCAGCUGCGGGCUCGCUGGGUUCCCUCUGCUUUGCUGUGGGCAUUGCCCAGUUUGCCCUGAUUGGGUACUUUAUCCGCUCAUGGAGGCUGCUGGCCCUGCUGGUGAAUGUGCAAGGAGCGGCCGUGCUGGCGCUUUCCCUCUGUAUCCCAGAAUCCCCCCGCUGGCUGCACGCUCAGGGGCGCCUCCGCGAGGCACAGGAAUCCUUACUCUCUCUGGGGCGCAGGAACCGCAGGAAGGUCACUUCAUUCACUCUCUGCCCGCGGCAGAAAGACUCCGCCCACAGCGCCAACAUCCUCACCAUAUACAGCAACGCCAUCCUGCGCCAGCGCACACUCAUCAUGAUGUGGGUCUGGUUUGUGUGCAGCCUGGUGUAUUAUGGGCUCACACUCAGCUCUGGGGACCUGGGAGGGGACAUCUACCUGAAUCUGGCGCUGUCCGGCCUGGCCGAACUCCCUGCCUACCCCCUGUGUAUGUACCUCAUCAACCACAAAAGAGUUGGCCGCCGGGGGUCUCUGGCCGGGUUCCUGUGCGUCGGGGGAGGAGCCUGUCUGCUCAUUAUGUUGGUUCCUGGAAAAACAGGUUCGGGGCCCCUCUCGGUGCUGAACAGCCAGACCCUGUCUCUCCUGGGGAAGCUGAACAUCAGCGCCGCCUUCAACAUUGUCUAUAUAUACAGCUCGGAGCUGUACCCCACCUGUGUCAGGAACCUGGGGAUGGGCGUCUGCUCCAUGUUCUCUCGGAUUGGGGGAAUCAUUGCCCCCUUCAUCCCGGCGCUGCGAUUUGCCCACUGGGCUCUCCCAUUCAUCGUGUUCGGUGCUGCCGGUGUCUCCGCCGGGCUCCUGAGCCUCCUGCUCCCAGAAACCCUCAGUGCCCCCCUCCCCGAGACCCUGGCAGACCUGCGCGGGGCCCCGUACCGACGCCUGGAGCCGGAUGGGGAGGCGAUGCUGCACCGGCCGCAGGCGGAGCUUGGGGCCUUCACCAAUGGGAGCAGUGAGGAAGAUGAAGAGGAGGAGCUUGAUGCAGUGAGGGAGUGCCAAGCUCUGAUCUGACUCUCAGGAGUGGGGGUGCCAUACAGGGUGCCACCUUUGGGCAACUUGGGCACCCAUCUGCAGCUGUGCAGGCACGUGGGCACUGGCGUUACUGGAAGCGCAUCCCAUGGUGCCCUGGGGCAGGAGGCACACUUUGGGCAAGAUCAGUGUCCCGGGGGGCUGUUACGAAUGGAAAGGGCAAGAGCUGGAGACGGGGGGCGAGUGGGUGGAGUAGCUCCACCCACUGCUCAGCAGCCUUUAUGUGAAGGGGGGGCAGAAGUGCAAUAGACAAGUAUUUGUGCUUUAUAUUGGGGGGGUUAUAGGGCCAAGGGCACACGCAAUAUUAAUGGGGGGCAGCUGCUCCUGCGGGCAGGGAAGGCUGCACAGUUACAUCUGGGGGGGCACAGAACACUUUGGGGGUUCAGGUGCCUCAUGUUCCAGCCCCAUAGCUCAUCCGGGGCCCCCGAAUAUACUAGAACGGAGUCACUUAUAGGUCACUAGGCUGCCCUGGGGGCGGGGCUUGGCCGGGCACAGUCGGAUCACAUGGCGGUAUCUCGGGCCCAGUUUGGGGCCGGCCCUUAGAGAUGUCGCUCAGCUCAGGGAAAUAAUAGUGAAUGGGAGUUGGGGGGUCUUUAUUGUGGGGGGGUCAGAAUAAUAAAAUGGCAGUUUGUAAUAAUCUGUAAACUGUUUUUAUGAUUUACUGAAUACCCCAUGGGGGUCUGACAGAACAGUCCGGCUCAGGCGGAGCUUGUGGGUCGGACCAACAGAAUAGUCCGGCUCAGGUGGGGCUUGUGGGUCGGACCAACAGAACAGUCCGGCUCAGGCGGAGCUUGUGGGUCGGACCAACAGAAUAGUCCGGCUCAGGUGGGGCUUGUGGGUCGGACCAACAGAACAGUCCGGCUCAGGCGGAGCUUGUGGGUCGGACCAACAGAAUAGUC
This is a messenger RNA of Xenopus tropicalis (tropical clawed frog), 2840 nucleotides long. RefSeq names its product solute carrier family 22 member 15 gene 1 (gene slc22a15). The transcript has 13 exons. Gene Ontology annotation, molecular function: transmembrane transporter activity. Gene Ontology annotation, cellular component: membrane. Gene Ontology annotation, biological process: transmembrane transport. The record is from RefSeq and is a predicted model, not a curated record. NCBI's taxonomy places the organism in Eukaryota, Metazoa, Chordata, Amphibia, Anura, Pipidae. Bases 241 to 1923 code for a protein of 560 amino acids.